Molecule: messenger RNA, 2959 nt
Organism: Sorex fumeus (smoky shrew)
Lineage: Eukaryota; Metazoa; Chordata; Mammalia; Eulipotyphla; Soricidae
Gene: LRCH4
Product: leucine rich repeats and calponin homology domain containing 4
Exons: 18
Coding region: 64-2124 (686 amino acids)
Molecular function (GO): protein binding
Source: RefSeq, a predicted model, not a curated record
GGGGAGGGGGCGGGAGGGACGGCCGGUGCCCGUCAGUCAGGCAACGGGAGCCGCCGGGAGCGGAUGGCGGCGGUGGUAGCGGCCCCACUCGCCGCCGGGAGUGAGGAGGCGGCGCCCGCAGCUUCCGUUCCCGGAACUCUGGGGCUGCCGGGGAGCCGCAGUGCAGAGCGGGCCCUAGAGGAGGCCGUGGCCACCGGGACCCUGAACCUGUCCAACCGGCGCCUGAAGCACUUCCCCCGGGGCGCCGCCCGCAGCUACGACCUGUCAGACAUCACCCAGGCCGACCUGUCCCGGAACCGGUUCCCCGAGGUGCCCGAGGCAGCGUGCCAGCUGGUGUCCCUGGAGGGCCUGAGUCUGUACCACAAUUGUCUGCGAUGCCUGAACCCAGCCCUGGGGAACCUCACAGCCCUCACCUACCUCAACCUCAGCCGAAACCAGCUCUCCUCGUUGCCCCCCUACAUCUGCCAGCUGCCCCUGCGGGUGCUCAUCAUUAGCAACAACAAGCUGGCCCUCCUGCCCCCCGACAUCAGUGCCUUAGGGAGUCUGCGGCAGCUCGACGUGAGCAGUAAUGAGCUGCAGGCGCUCCCGGCUGAGCUCUGCAGCCUCCCGGUCCUGCGGGAUCUCAACGUGCGCCGGAACCAGCUGGGAGCCCUGCCGGACGAGCUUGGGGACCUCCCUCUGGUCCGCCUGGACUUCUCCUGUAACCGUGUCUCCCGUCUGCCUGUGUCCUUCUGCCGCCUGCGCCACCUGCAGGUCCUUCUGCUGGACAGUAACCCCCUGCAGAGCCCCCCUGCGCAGGUCUGCCUGAAGGGGAAGCUUCACAUCUUUAAGUACUUGUCCACGGAGGCGGGGCGGCGUGGGGGGGCAGCACUGGGGGACCUGGCCCCUUCCCGACCCCCGAGUUUUAGCCCAUGCCCUGCCGAGGAGCUGUUCCCGGGCCGGCGGUACGACUCUGGUGGGUUGGACUCUGGCUUCCACAGCGUGGACAGUGGCAGCAAGAGGUGGUCCGGGAAUGAGUCCGCUGAUGACUUUUCGGAGCUGUCCUUCCGGAUCUCGGAGCUGGCCCGGGAGCCCCGGGGGCCCAGGGGGCGGAGGGAGGACAGUGCUGCUGACGGUGACCCUGAGCAGACGGACUUCAUCGACAGCCGCAGCCCUGGGGAGGAUGAGGAGGCAGAGGCGGGCACUGCAGAGGAGCAAAGACCUCCCGACUCCAAGUCUGUGGCAGAGGACGGGGAGAGGAUGCCAGGCAGCAGGAGGGAGGAGCCGGCUGGGGAGGAGCGGCGGCGCCCUGACACCCUGCAGCUGUGGCAGGAGCGGGAGCGGCGGCAGCAGCAGAGCGGAGUGUGGGGGGCCCCCAAGAAGGACAGUUUUCUGAAGCCCGGGACCAGACCUGUCGGCGGGGGAGCACCGGCACCCCCCACCCAGGCCAUGUCCAAUGGCACCACCAAGUCCAAUGCCACCCAACUGGGAGCAUCUGGGGCACAAGGAAACCCCAUGCCCGCCCCUGCCCCCCAGGAACCCUCUCCUCCAGCCGCAUCAGCGCCAGCGCCUGCGCCCCGGCCACUCGGCUCCAUUCAGAGACCAAACAGCUUCCUCUUCGGCUCCAGCUCCCAGUGCUCAGGCCCUUCCUCCCCAGACUCAGCCCUGAGGGCUCGGCAGGCCCCCCAGCCCGCAGGCGACAGAGGGGAGCUCAUGGCUCAGCUGCGUCAGGUCCUCGAGUCGAGGCUGCAGCGACCCCUGCCUGAGGACAUGGCCGAGGCCCUGGCCAGCGGGGUGGUCCUGUGUCAGCUAGCUAACCAGCUGCGGCCACGCUCUGUCCCCUUCAUCCAUGUGCCCUCGCCGGCUGUGCCCAAACUCAGCGCCCUGAAGUCACGGAAAAACGUGGAGAGUUUCUUAGAAGCCUGUCGAAAAAUGGGGGUGCCCGAGGCGGACCUGUGCUCGCCCUUGGAUCUCCUCCAGGGCACCGCCCUGGGGCUGUGGACCACCCUGGAGGCCGUGAGGCGGGCGGGGGGCAGGGUGCCCCCACCCCUGCAGGCCCCUUCUGGUCUGGGUGGCUUCGUCGUCUUCUACAUGGCCCUCAUGCUGCUGUUCUAUGUCGUCUACACUCGGCUCCUGGCUUCCUAGGACCUGAAGUCACCCCCUCCCCGGCCUCUCCCGGUCUCUUAUUUAUAAGACUCCAGCACCCGCCCGUGCCCCACCCGCACCCGCGGGGCCUUCACCCCGACCAAAGACACUAGUGAGCCCCUCACACACACACGCACACACACACACACACACACACACUGACCUCAGAGGCCCCCCCCAUGGUGCCCCCAGCCUCUGGCCCCUUCCUGUAACCCCACACGCCUGCCCCUCAGUGCUGAGGUGCCUUCACGCCCCGCCCCUCCCCCUGCUGCUCGGGGGGCUAAAUUAUCUAUAUUUUGUAGAGAGAACUCUAUAUUUGUAGGGCUCCGCCGGGGCCCGCCCGCCGCUCUCUUGUAUAAAUUGUACAGACGCCUCAACCUCGCCUGUGCCCGUCUGUGUCUGUGUGUGGGUCUGUGUGCGCGUGCGCUCCGUGCAUGUGUCUGCGUGUCUGCGUCUGAGUGUCUGUGUGCGUGUGUCUGCCCGUCUGUGUCCCGCCUGCCCGCCCCUCCCGCGGGCUGGACCCCCAGCCUGCCCGCCCUGCCGCCGCCGCCCCCCCGGGAAAUGACAGGUCUGUGCCGCACCGGCAUCCCGUUAUCUGCCCACAGCUCCUCGCAGCUGCGCCACCGCGCUGAGCAGCCCCGACCCCCUUUAUCCAGGCUCCUUUAGGGACACGGUGCGGGGGGGGGGGGGCUGGGGACCCUAACCCGGCGCCUCCCCCCAGGAGUCCCUCUGCCAGCCCCACCACAUCCUGGAAGAGGAGGGGGCCCCGGGAAGGGGUCUCCCCCACAUCGCUGCUGUCGUCCGGGCGCUGCUGGAACGGCCCUAAGGGGCUGAG